Messenger RNA from Leptinotarsa decemlineata (Colorado potato beetle), 1203 nucleotides. RefSeq names its product Ubiquitin specific protease 5 (gene Usp5). The record is from RefSeq and is a predicted model, not a curated record. NCBI's taxonomy places the organism in Eukaryota, Metazoa, Arthropoda, Insecta, Coleoptera, Chrysomelidae. Gene Ontology annotation, biological process: protein deubiquitination. Gene Ontology annotation, molecular function: zinc ion binding; protein binding; cysteine-type deubiquitinase activity.
UAAAAUGAAAAUUCAUUUUGCUGUCAUCUGUUGUUUUGGAAUGCUAAGCAUUUAUAUUUAAAUUGAUAUUUUUCAUUCCAUAACUUUUGAAAUGGAUAUAAGUUCUCAACUCUUGAAAGAUAUCAAUGUUCCUACAAAUCAAAGUAAAGUGUACAAAGAUGAAUGCGUAUUUUCAUUCGACAAUCCAGAAACAGAUACUGGGCUUUAUGUCAGUUUAACAACUUUCAUUGGAUUGGGUCGCAAUCAUGUAGAAAGAUAUUACAGAAAGACCGGCCAUGCUGUUUUCCUACAUUUGAAAAGAGAAAAAUAUGAGGUUUCAUCACUAACACAGGGCGAUGGACCAGAGAAGAAGAUAACCCGCUUAGCAAUAGGGGUGGAGGGAGGAUUUGAUCCAGAUUCGGCGAAAAAGAAAUUUGAAUAUGAGGAUUUGUAUAGCGUAGUCAUUCUUCCAAAUUUCACAUCUAUUCAGUGGCCCAACAAUGAACUACCAGAAAUAGUAAAAUCUUCAGUCCAAGCAAUCAUCGAUCUACCCUCAGCUAGUAAACUAGCAGAACUAGAAGCCCUCAGUGGAACAUGGGAUGGAGAAUCCCGCAUAGUUUCAAAACAUGCCUCUAAUUUAUCACAACUAGACAAUGGUAAAAAAAUCCCGCCAACGGGUUGGAAAUGCGAAAAGUGUGAUAAAACUGAAAACCUCUGGUUGAACCUGUCGGACGGCUCCAUUUUGUGUGGCCGGAAGUUCUACGACGGAUCAGGAGGCAACAAUCAUGCCAUGGAACAUUAUAAUGUCACCGGUUAUCCUCUGGCUGUCAAAUUGGGGACAAUCACGAAAGAAGGGAAGGCCGACGUUUUCAGCUACAGUGAAGAUGAUAUGGUUGAGGAUCCUGAUCUCAUCAAGCAUUUAGCACAUUGGGGUAUCAACAUUGCUAAUAUGGAGAAGACUGAGAAAUCAAUGGUGGAAUUAGAGCUAGAGUUGAAUCAGAAGACAAACGAAUGGGCAGCUCUCCAAGAGAGCGGCGGUCCUUUGAAACCACUUUACGGCCCGGGAUUCACAGGAAUGUCAAAUUUAGGCAAUUCAUGCUACUUGAACAGUGUUGUACAAAUGCUGUUCAGAAUCCCCGAUUUCGUUCACAAAUACUAUGAUGGAGCAGAUGAAAUAUUUGAUAGAGUUAACGGGGAUCCAGCUGAGGAUUUUGGUGUACAAAU